AUGUCUCAGUGGAAUCAAGUUCAACAGCUGGAAAUCAAGUUUUUAGAGCAAGUAGAUCAAUUCUAUGAUGAUACUUUCCCCAUGGAAGUUCGACAUCUCCUGGCCCAGUGGAUCGAAGGCCAGGAUUGGGAAGCAGCUUCAAACAACGAGACCAUGGCAACAAUUCUCUUACAAAACCUACUGUUGCAAUUGGAUGAGCAGUUGGGGCGAGUUGCCCAGGAGAAGAACCUGCUCUUAAUACAUAAUUUAAAAAGAAUCAGGAAACAGCUUCAGGGGAAAUACCAUGGAAAUCCUAUGCAUAUAGCAGUAGUUAUUUCCAAUUGUUUAAGAGAAGAAAGAAGAAUAUUGGCUGCAGCCAGCAUGCCUGUACAGGGACCCCUGGAAAAGUCCUUGCAAAACUCUGUGGUUUCCGAAAGGCAAAGAAAUGUGGAACACAAAGUAGCUGCCAUUAAAAAUAGUGUACAGAUGACAGAACAAGAUGCCAAGUAUUUAGAAGAUUUGCAAGAUGAAUUUGACUACAGGUAUAAAACAAUACAAACUAUAGACCAAGGUGAUAAAAAUAGUGUUCUCGUGAAGCAGGAAGUUAUGACAUUGCAAGACAUGCUCAAUACAUUAGACUUCAAAAGAAAGGAAGUCCUCAGCAAAAUAACACAAAUAAUAAAUGAAAUUGACACCUUAAUGAACACCAUGCUGUUGGAAGAGUUGCUUGAUUGGAAGAGGCGUCAGCAAAUUGCCUGCAUUGGCGGUCCCUUGCAUAGUGGCCUUGAUCAGCUUCAAAACUGUUUCACCCUGCUGGCAGAAAGUCUUUUCCAAGUCAGGAGGCAGCUGGAAAAGCUAGAUGAACAAUCCACCAAGGUGUCAUAUGAAGGUGAUCCUAUUCCAUUACAAAGGUCUCAUUUGCAAGAACGAGUCAACUUCUUGAUUUACAACCUUUUCCGAAACUCAUUUGUGGUCGAACGACAGCCAUGCAUGCCAACUCACCCCCAGAGACCUCUGGUGCUUAAAACUCUCAUACAAUUCACUGUGAAACUAAGACUUUUGAUUAAAUUGCCUGAAUUGAACUAUCAGAUAAAAGUUAAAGCAACUAUUGACAAGAAUGUUUCAACUGUAAGCAACCGUAGAUUCAUCCUUUGUGGAACACAUGUCAAAGCCAUGAACAUGGAAGAAUCUUCUAAUGGUAGUCUCUCAGUGGAAUUUCGACACUUGCAACCAAAGGAAAUGAAGUCCAGCGCUGGAGGCAAAGGAAAUGAGGGUCCUCAUAUGGUAACUGAAGAGCUUCAUUCUAUAAGCUUUGAAACACAGAUCUGCCUGUAUGGCUUAACCAUAGAUUUGGAGACCAAUUCAUUACCUGUUGUGAUGAUUUCCAACGUUAGCCAAUUACCUAAUGCUUGGGCUUCUAUAAUUUGGUACAAUUUAUCCACCAAUGACUCUCAGAACUUGGUUUUCUUUAAUAAUCCUCCAACGGCUGCUUUAAGUCAGUUAUUAGAGGUGCUGAGCUGGCAGUUUUCAUCCUAUGUUGGACGAGGUCUCAACUCAGAGCAGCUCAACAUGCUGGCUGAGAAGCUCACAGUGUCACAAGCUAGCUACAGUGAUGGUCAGCUUUCUUGGUCCAAGUUCUGCAAGGAACACUUACCUGGCAAGGCAUUUACUUUUUGGGUAUGGCUUGAAGCAAUCCUGGACUUAAUAAAAAAGCACAUUCUUCCUCUUUGGAUUGAUGGGUAUAUAAUGGGCUUUGUAAGCAAGGAGAAGGAGCGAGUUUUGCUUAAGGAUAAGAUGCCAGGAACAUUUUUAUUAAGAUUCAGUGAAAGCAACCUUGGAGGAAUUACCUUUACCUGGGUGGACCAGUCAGAAAAUGGAGAAGUUAGAUUCCAUUCUGUAGAGCCCUACAAUAAAGGCCGUUUAGCGGCUCUGCCAUUUGCUGACAUUCUUCGAGACUACAAAGUUAUUAUGGCUGAAAAUGUCCCUGAAAACCCACUGAAGUAUUUAUAUCCUGACAUUCCCAAAGAUAAAGCAUUUGGUAAACACUACAGCUCUCAGCCAAAUGAAGUUUCAAGACCUACAGAAAGAGGAGACAAGGGUUAUGUUCCCUCUGUAUUUAUCCCCAUCUCAACAAUCCGAAGUGAUUCUACUGAGCCACGCUCUCCAUCUGACCUUCUUCCCAUGUCUCCAAGUGUAUAUGCAGUGCUGAGAGAACACCUGAGCCCCACGGUCAUCGAAACUGCCAUGAGCUCUCCAUAUUCUGCUGACUGAUGAGAUUCUUUUUGGUGCCUAAAAGAACAAAGAAGCUAAAAAAUAUGUGCCAUUUUCUAAAAUACAUCUACAUAUGUUUUUCAAUAGGAACUAAAAAGAAUUUCUAAUGUUCCAUAAAUAAAGAUUUCCUGGAAAUGUCUGAGGAAUAAAG
Gracilinanus agilis (Agile Gracile Mouse Opossum) is the source of this 2401-nucleotide messenger RNA. RefSeq names its product signal transducer and activator of transcription 4 (gene STAT4). Gene Ontology annotation, biological process: cell surface receptor signaling pathway via JAK-STAT; defense response; response to peptide hormone. The record is from RefSeq and is a predicted model, not a curated record. Gene Ontology annotation, molecular function: DNA-binding transcription factor activity, RNA polymerase II-specific; RNA polymerase II cis-regulatory region sequence-specific DNA binding. Lineage: Eukaryota; Metazoa; Chordata; Mammalia; Didelphimorphia; Didelphidae. The transcript has 23 exons. Bases 1 to 2250 code for a protein of 749 amino acids.